This is a messenger RNA of Penicillium waksmanii, 2400 nucleotides long. RefSeq lists its product as uncharacterized. NCBI's taxonomy places the organism in Eukaryota, Fungi, Ascomycota, Eurotiomycetes, Eurotiales, Aspergillaceae. The record is from RefSeq and is a predicted model, not a curated record. The transcript is spliced from 5 exons. The coding region runs from base 1 to 2400 and encodes 799 amino acids.
AUGUCUCGCCGCGCGCCGCCUCAGGACUACUACGAAGAGGAUGAUUAUGAAUAUGAGCGAGAACGAUAUUCCCGCCCACGUCGACGAGAGUCUGAAUUUGCUGAGGAUGUGGAAUUUCGCCGUCGGCGAUCAAUGCCACCGCCUGAGGACAUGGAAAGGCUGCGGACCCGGGAACGACCACCGCGCGAUCUUGUACAGGAAAGUUUCGCACAGCCGAGAGAAAGGGAGCGGAUGGCCCUGCGGAGAUCUAGAGACGAAGUGGACGAGGCUGUUCGAGAGGUCGAGCGCGAACCUGACGAGCUUUACAUGCCUUCGCGCCGGCGCCGCAGUCAUCGGUCUCGUGAGAUCGAGGAGGAGGAGCUCAUUGCCGAAGAACGAGAUAGACGUCGUGUCGAAGAAGAACUGAUUUUCAACGAGAAGGAAAGGCGUCGUGGGCGCCGUCCAAGAGAGGUUGAGGAGGAAGACCUUUUGGUUGAAGAGCGAGAGCGACGUCGCGAGCGUCGGCCUCGUGAAAUUGAUGAAGAAGAGUUGAUUAUUGAUGAUAGAGAACGACAUCGUGGUCCACGUCGGAGAGAUAUAGAAGAAGACGACCUGAUCAUCGAAGAAAGAGAAAGGAGGCGUGUCCCGCGUCAUCGAGACCGCGAAGAGGAAGAUUUGAUUAUCGAAGAAAAAGAGAAACGCCGCAUGCGACGCCCUCGAAGAAUGAGCGAAGAUGAGCGCAUGUUUGAGGAGAGAGAGAGACGCCGUGGCCCCCGACCUCCGGACCCCGAAGAAGAAUUCAUAGCUCACGAAAGAGAAAAGCGUGAAAGGAGGCGGCCUCGGCCAGACCGGGAAAUCGAAGAAGAGGAACUGCUCUUUCGACGCAGAGAAGCACCAACGCCCCCAGGACAAGAAAUCGAUAACGAAAUACCCCCGCGCCCAAGAAGCUUUGAAGAAGAUAGAGAUGAACCUUUGGCGAGAUCCUCAGAAUCUCGCAGGCGACCCCGACCACGCGGCACACUGGUAGAAGAAAUCAUAAUUGACGACAGAAAACGAGAAAUUCCUCCCCAUGGCGGGAGAAACCGUCGAGACCCCAGAAUCGACGAAGAGAUUAUUAUGCGGUGGAAAGAUCGACCCUCUCCUCGUGAGCAGGAAGAGGACGAGGAAAUACACAUUCGCGAGACAAUGCGACACAGACGCAACCCACCAGAACCUAUACCCGAACGAGAGCCGCCAGGUGCAUUCCCAAUCGAACAAGGAGAUGAGUUCCAAGAGGAUGUGGUGGUUGAGGAGAUGACGCAAAGACGCUCACGCUCAAGGCCUCGUAGAACAACAGAAAUUGUAGAGGCGGCCGAGGAGAUCCCAAUUCGCAAGGACAAGAUGUCCCCGCCUCGAGAUCUUUCACCAGAGCCUAGCAUACAUGCGCCUAGUAUACAUGUGCCUCCUAUCCAUCAAGAUGUGAUAACCCAUCAUCGACAUAUUGAUCAUGGAUUUGAAGGUGCCCGGAUGCCGCGUGCGCCUAGUCCAGAGAUUUCUUCCACAAGAACCAGCAUUGACGAAGUCGACGUUCGCCAUCGAAGUACAAAAGGUGGUCGCAAAUCCGAGGAUGAAGUUGUUUUCAAGCAUCGCCACGAAAAAGAGGAAGAAGAAGACGAGGAUGAUGAUGAGUCGAUUUCUCCAACCAGUGGGCCAUCUCUCGAAUUCUCCAAUCCAUGGGAUAGCAGAACCACAUAUUCACGACGCAAGCCACCCCCGUUCGAUGACGAAGGCAUCUCCAUGGCCGCGGAAACAGCGAAUACCCGUGGGCGACGGAAGCCGCCUCGCGGGUUCGAAGGUAGAAAAGAAAUCGAAGAGGGAGAAGAAGUCGAAGUCCAUGAGAAGCGUUCCGUUCCUCGUUCCGCAGCUGGGCUCUCAAAGGGCACUGCCGACGAAUGGUCUGCAACCGAUACCAUGUCAAAGAUUGAUGCGGCCGAGAUGAGUGGAGCCUUGAGUGUCAUCGAGGUGGCUCCGAAGCACGCAGUAGAAGAGGAAUUGGAGCGUGAGAUGGAGAUCGGCCAGCAGGUAGAGAAAGAAAAUCGCGAUGAGCGAUGGACGGAGAUUACCAAGGAGCUGGUUGUUCGAGAAGCCAUUGAACGACUUGGAUAUGAGUUUGAGGAGACCCGGAAGCAUUACUAUGUGUUCUCCUUUCUUGAACAACGAGAUAUUGAUGAGCUAAUUGAGCUCUCUGAUGAGAUCCGAAGCGCGCGACGGCGGCGUAUUCGUGAGAUGCAGCGAGAAAGGACGUCUCUCCCACCACCACCUCGACCACGACGGUCUUCGCUUGCAGAAAGACUUCCGAUGCGACCGCCACGCGUGACUGGAGAAAGACGGAUGCGAGAACGAGAAUGGAUUAUUGACCCUCGCCGCUCGGGCCGAUUUUGA